AUGCCGGACCAAGCGUCGGGAAACGUCCAGGCCGCCUCGGCUCGCGUGUCCUCGUUUUUCAUCGCCAACCUGCUGGCGGCCCAAACGAAACGGCGGCGGCGAGAAGACGAGGAGGAAGAGGAAGAGGAGGAGGAGGAGGAGGAGAGGGAGGCCGGCCCGGGCCAGGCCCCAGAGGAGACCCCGGCGGUACCCCGCGCCCAGCCCGGCCGACCCUGCUCCCUCGCCUGCUGCCGGACCCCGGGGGGACCCCGCCUGGAGCUGAGCUCGCCGCUGCGGGAAAACGCCCUGGAGUGGUACCGGCGGGCGCGCAAGGCGUUUAGGAGCUGCGCCAGUCCGGAAACCAGCGACAGGGACUCUCCGGAGAUCACCGCCGAAGGAGCCCCCCAGCCGAAGGGAGGCGAGGCGCGCGGCGGCGGCGGCGGCGGCGGCGGCGGCGGGCGCAAGAAGAAAACGCGCACCGUCUUCAGCCGAAGCCAGGUGUUCCAGCUGGAGUCCACCUUCGACGUGAAGCGCUACCUGAGCAGCUCGGAGCGGGCCGGCUUGGCCGCCUCGCUGCGCCUGACCGAGACGCAGGUCAAGAUCUGGUUCCAGAACCGGCGCAACAAAUGGAAGCGCCAGCUGGCCGCCGAUCUGGAAGCCGCGCAGCUGCCUCCUUCCACCGCCCAGAGGAUCGUCCGCGUCCCGGUCUUGUACCACGACAGCUCGCUGACGGGGAGCGCCUUGGCCGCCUUGCCGCUGUCCCCCCACGGGCCGCCCCCGCCGCCCCCGCUGCUCAGCCUGGCAGGGGGAGCGGUGGCUUAUCCGCUGAGCGCCUUCCCGGCGGCGGCGGCGGCGGCGGCGGCCCCGUUCUUGCGGGCGCCGGUCAGCGGCCUGGUUUAA
This is a messenger RNA of Pseudonaja textilis, 879 nucleotides long. The record is from RefSeq and is a predicted model, not a curated record. Lineage: Eukaryota; Metazoa; Chordata; Lepidosauria; Squamata; Elapidae.